CAGGAGCCUAUCACAGCACUUACAGGAUCUUCCAGACCUGAGCACGCCGGCUGAGAAUCUCCUGUUAAGAAACAUUGCUUUGGUGCCUCUUCUCUCACUCCCUACGAGCCUCUGAGGAUUUCAGCUGAUCUCUCUCUCUCUCUCCUCCAGACAGUGAGGAGUUCACUGAAAAAAAGGCAGAGCAGCAUGCGGCUACCCGGAGGGUGUUGAUUGAAACUUAGAUUCUCCCCGAUCGCUGUUGAUUGGACUGAUGCUCCAGCAUUACCAGAGAAAAGAUUUCAAUUAAGGUCCCUAUAGAUGGAAUUUAUUGCGGCAAAUACCUUGUCAUCAGAAGGAUUAAUGCCUGCAUUAGCAUUUCUGCAAUAAAAUCAGAAGCUAAGUGGUGAAGGCCACAGACACCUCAAACCUGGAUUCCUGUGCUCGGCAUUAAGUGCUGGAGUUUUUAUUACUUGUGGUAGGGAAGCCAUUGCCAAUGCUCACAAGGAACUGCUUAUCCCUGCUUCUCUGGGUCCUGUUCGAUGGAGGUCUCCUAACGCCACUGCAUCCACAAGCACAAGAGAUUUUAGAAGCACAGUCAAGAGAAAAUGUUGUCCCAGUGCCAGGCAGGAGAUCAUCUGCCCAGCGAGUCAAACGAGGCUGGGUGUGGAAUCAAUUUUUUGUGCUGGAGGAGUACAUGGGCUCUGAACCUCAGUAUGUGGGAAAGCUUCAUUCUGACUUGGACAAGGGAGUUGGCAGUGUUAAAUAUACCCUUUCAGGAGAUGGUGCUGGCACAGUUUUUACCAUUGAUGAGACCACGGGAGACAUUCAUGCCAUAAGGAGCCUAGAUCGAGAAGAAAAACCUUUCUACACACUCCGGGCUCAGGCUGUGGAUGUUGACACCAAGAAACCACUAGAGCCUGAAUCAGAGUUCAUCAUCAAAGUGCAGGACAUUAAUGAUAAUGAGCCAAAGUUCCUGGAUGGGCCUUACGUUGCCAGUGUCCCAGAAAUGUCUCCAGUGGGAGCAUAUGUGCUUCAAGUAAAGGCGACAGACGCUGAUGAUCCCACUUAUGGAAACAGUGCUAGAGUGGUUUACAGCAUUCUUCAGGGGCAACCAUAUUUCUCCAUUGAUCCCAAGACAGGUGUAAUAAGAACCGCUUUGCCAAAUAUGGACAGAGAAGUGAAAGAACAAUAUCAAGUUCUAAUCCAAGCCAAGGACAUGGGAGGACAGCUGGGAGGACUAGCUGGUACUACCACUGUAAACAUUACUCUCACGGAUGUCAACGACAACCCACCCAGAUUUCCUAAAAGUAUCUUCCAUUUAAAAGUACCUGAGACCUCUCACGUUGGUUCUGCUAUUGGACGGAUCAGAGCUGUGGACCCUGAUUUUGGGAAAAAUGCAGAAAUUGAGUACAACAUAGUUCCAGGAGAUGGAGGAAACUUGUUUGACAUCACGACAGAUGAGUACACCCAGGAAGGAGUCAUUAAACUGAAAAAGCCAUUAGACUUUGAAACAAAGAAGGCAUAUACCUUUAAGGUGGAGGCCUCCAAUCUCCAUCUUGACCAUCGAUUUCACUCAGUGGGUCCAUUCAAAGAUACUGCCACUGUGAAGAUAAAUGUGUUGGACAUGGAUGAACCUCCAGUGUUCAGCAAGCCCAUGUACACGAUGGAAGUCUAUGAGGAUACACCUGUGGGGACCAUUAUAGGUGCAGUGACAGCACAAGACCUUGAUGCUGGCAGCAGCUCAGUUAGAUACUUCAUGGAUUGGAAGAAUGAUGUGGACAGCUACUUUACUAUAGAUGCCACUGAAGGAACCAUUGCUACUAAUGAAUUACUGGACAGAGAAAGCACAGCACAAUACAAUUUCUCUAUAAUUGCAAGUAAAGUUAGUAACCCACUAUUAACCAGCAAAGUCAAUGUUAUAAUAAACGUUUUGGAUGUCAAUGAGUUUCCUCCUGAAAUUUCAGUACCGUAUGAGACAUCUGUAUGUGAAAAUGCCAAGCCAGGACAGGUGAUACAGACCAUCACUGCAGCAGAUAAAGAUCUGUCACCAGCUGGGCAAAGGUUUUCCUUCAAACUGUCAUCUGACGCUUCCAACAAACCAAACUUCACAGUCCAUGACUACAGAAACAACACAGCUGGGAUUGAAACCAGGAGAAAUGGCUACAGCAGAAGGCAGCAAGAGCUGUACUUUCUUCCAAUAGUAAUUGAAGACAGCAGUUACCCUGUCCAGAGCAGCACAAACACUCUGACUAUCCGUGUUUGCAGAUGUGAUUCUGAUGGCACCAUCCAGUCCUGCAAUGUGGAAGCAAUCUUCUUACCAGUUGGCCUCAGCACAGGAGCUUUGAUUGCAAUCUUGUUGUGUAUUGUUAUACUUCUAGUUAUUGUAGUACUGUAUGUAGCACUACGGAGGCAAAAGAAGAAAGACACCCUGAUGACCUCUAAAGAAGACAUCAGAGAUAAUGUUAUCCAUUACGAUGAUGAAGGAGGUGGAGAAGAGGACACCCAGGCUUUUGACAUAGGUGCCCUGAGGAAUCCCAAAGUGAUUGAAGAUAAUAAAAUACGCAGGGACAUAAAACCAGACACCUUGCGUUUUACGCGCCACAGACCACCAGCAGAAGAUAACACAGACAUAAGAGAUUUCAUUAAUCAAAGGCUGCAGGAAAAUGAUGUAGAUCCAUCUGCACCCCCUUAUGACUCCUUGGCAACCUAUGCUUAUGAAGGAAACGGAUCUGUUGCAGAGUCUCUCAGCUCUAUAGACUCCCUCACUACAGAGGCAGACCAGGAUUAUGACUAUCUGAGUGACUGGGGGCCUCGCUUUAAGAUCUUGGCAGAUAUGUUUGGAGAAGAAAGUUAUAACCCUGACAAAGUCACUUAAGUACAACUACAACAGUGAAACAAAAAGAAAAGCAAACCAACAAAAAAUUUAAAAGCUAAACCUAAGCUUUAUAUAAGACAGAAUUACUUUGAUUAUAAAAGACAGCAAUUGUUUCCAGCAAGUUACUACACUUAUCAUACUGUCAGCUUUGGUUUGAUUUGAGAAAGAAUGAUAAAUCCUGUAACAUACACAGGUUUUUGUUGUUGUUAUUUUAUUACUCUGGAAUUACACUGAGACAAGCUCAGGCCUACAAGAUGCAGUUUACUGACCUGACUUAGAAAGAAAGUAGCUUUCUGGCAUCAUGGUGGAAGAGUGGUAGCUUUUUCGUAAUUCCACUAAAGUGCCUAUUGAAACUUUUAUCAUUUAAGUGGUAAGCUGUCUGCUGUGAUGGUGUUACAAAACUGAAUGGUAAAUCAAACAUGAACUUUAAGACAAGAAGCAAUAGCAACAUGCUGACUUCUUUUAGAAAAAAAAUGGAGAUCACUUCCUGGAGUAUCUAAUGACUAGAACUGUGGGGGAGGAGGGGGGUGUGUACAUCGUGUUUGGGGGUUAUGUUUGUUGUCUUUUUUUUAAAGAAAACAGUAUGUCAAGACAUCAUAUUUCCUUUUCCAAAGUUUCACUGAAAAUUUAAAUUUAAAAUGCUAUUGCUCACUUUGAAGAUGUAAAGCCCAAAUUAUAAAGGAAAAUACUU
Messenger RNA from Camarhynchus parvulus, 3545 nucleotides. It is a transcript of the gene CDH12, whose product is annotated as cadherin 12. The record is from RefSeq and is a predicted model, not a curated record. The coding region runs from base 473 to 2854 and encodes 793 amino acids. The transcript has 12 exons. Gene Ontology annotation, molecular function: cadherin binding; calcium ion binding. NCBI's taxonomy places the organism in Eukaryota, Metazoa, Chordata, Aves, Passeriformes, Thraupidae. Gene Ontology annotation, biological process: cell-cell junction assembly; calcium-dependent cell-cell adhesion; adherens junction organization. Gene Ontology annotation, cellular component: adherens junction; catenin complex; plasma membrane.